Vombatus ursinus (common wombat) is the source of this 3684-nucleotide messenger RNA. It is a transcript of the gene CCDC17, whose product is annotated as coiled-coil domain containing 17. The transcript has 14 exons. The coding region runs from base 74 to 1891 and encodes 605 amino acids. The record is from RefSeq and is a predicted model, not a curated record. Lineage: Eukaryota; Metazoa; Chordata; Mammalia; Diprotodontia; Vombatidae.
CUCUGUCUCUGUCCCUCUCUCUCUGCCUCUGUGUGUCUCUCGUUGUCUCUGUCUCUGAGCUGCUGGCACAGAGAUGGCAACAGGCCCAGAGGGGCCAGGGGAGCAGGAGACCCCAGGUUUGUUUCCUUGCUCAGCCUGUGACAUGGUUUUCCCUUCAAGGACUCUCCGAGACAGUCACGCCUAUCGCUUCUGCAUUGGCCAUCUCACUCCAGGGGUCCCCAGGGGCCGAAGGAAGAGCCCGGCCCAGCCCUCAGCUUCCCUCCCACUGGACAGAGAGGGCCGGUCACAGCAGCCUGAGCUUCAACAGGAGACCCCCAGGAAAGCCCCAGGCCAGGGGGAAGCCGGCGGAGCGGCCCUGAAGAGGCUGACGGAUGAGGUUCAAAGGCUUCGGAUGUCUCUGCAAGACAUAGCCUCUCCCCAGAAGGCUACUGCAGGGCCCCGGGCACACCUAGAAGCAGCCUACGCUCGUCGGCUGGCAGAGAUCAGAGCCCGAACUCGGAGUCUGGAGAAGCACCGGGAGGAGAUCAGACAGCAGCUUGGGGGUCUGGCUGGGGGCGAUGCUGGCAGCAGCGUCCUGGGGCAGGUGAUGCUGGCGAUCCAGGCCCAGGAGAAGAGGACGCAGCUGGCUCUGGAUGCUCUUGGGGAGCGUGUAGAGAAACUGCACGCACGGACUCAGCCAGAUCUCCCAGCAGUGAGGAAGGAGGAUGAAGGGCCCAGCCUCAGCCUCUUAGCCCUACCAGCCAGUCAAGGGGUCUUGACUUCAGAGAUUCGGGCCCUCCAGAUGUCCUACCUCCAAGCCGGGGGCAGAGACCCCGGAGUCCUGGCCAAGAUAUGGGAGCUGCACCUCGAGGCUGCGCUGCUGGAAGGGAGGACUCAGAAGAGGCAAGGGAAGGCUGCUGCUGGGCCCCAGACGCUGGACACACAGUUGCAGGCCCUAGAAGCUGUUAACGGCCACUUGGAGACUGAAAUCCUGGCCCUGCAGAUGCAGAGAGGACCCCGGAGAUCCCGGCAGGGCCCGUGGGAGCCCCAGCCCAAGGAGGGGAUUGGCCUGCUCCGGAGAGGAAGAGGAGGCUCUGCCCGCCUGCCACCCCCUGUGGCUCCCCCGUUGCCACCCCCUCCCCCAGGACCCCCCAGAGACAGCCCUUUCCUAGGCAUGAUGGAAACUACAGGAGCCCCAGCCCACAGCCGCCACCUCCUGCCCCCGCCCGAUGUGCUGGGCCCAGCUCCUUAUGACCCAGGGGCUGGGUUUGCCAUAUUCUACGACUUCCUGCUGGGACUGGAGCCUGAGUGGUCACAGGUGCAGCUGGUGACAGGGCUGGCACGGGGUGGGCAGGAGACCGGCCCCAGCACUGCCCUACCCCCCAGUCCCUGUCUGCCGCUGCCCCCCACCCCAGGGGCUCCCCUGGGCAACUGUGCCAUCCUGGCAGCCAGACAGCCUGUGCCCAGGUUGCAUCCCUCCCUGGCUGUGACCCUGGUCACAGAGCUUCAGGCCUGGGGCCUUUGGGACAGAGGCCAGGAGCCAAGGCCCCAGGCUUGGACCAACGUACAGCUAUUUGACCUGGAGCAGAGGGUGCUGAGUGGACGCUGGAGGCUGCCUCUGAGAGCCCUGCCCCGGGCACCACGCCUUCACCCCAGGCAGCUGAAUGCCAUCCCUCAGGCUGGCCACAUUGAGCUGUACCUGAGAAUAGUCAAUGCAAGAGAUGCUGAGAUCCAGGCGUUGGCCAAGAUAGACCCAGCCCAAAGCCGGGAAUACCGCUACCUGCCCACCGUAUCCAACUCACCCUCUCUGAAAGACAGCAACCUGUACUCCCACUUCCUGGGACCCCCCAGCCUGCUCCCCUCCCUCUCCCUGUCCGAUGGCUUCAGUGACCCUCCUCCUGCUUCAGAGUAGCCUGCACAAAGACCCCAGAUACAGCAGCUGGAGGCCCCUCCCAACUCCUCUACAGACCUUGGCUUCUCAUCUUUAAAAUCAACAGGUGGCCUCAUUCCCCCAGCUCUGCGAACCUAUAAUUCUGUAGUUCCCUGACCCCAUAGAGGAGGGGAUGUACCCUCCACGCCUCACCAGGCUCCAGGAAGGGUCCUUUGCAUUGCUGAGUGUGUGUGUGUGUGUGUGUGUGUGUGUGGCCAGCCAGUGAGUUCGGGUGGGCAGAGAGCCCUGCCCAGGGCAGUCUCAAACCCAUCCCCAGUGAAGGGGGCAGCUCAGGGCCAUGUGCUGUGGGUUUCUCAGCCUGCGGAAUCUUCGGGCUCCAAGGUCUAAAGCUCAAAGUGGGGUUGGGAGAAUGGGAGCCAGGCACCCACACACCCAGAAUAACCAGCUGAGAGAAAUCCUUUGAGGAAGUCCAAGGCAGUCAGUGGAAACAUGCUUAGAACUGAUUCAGCACAUGGGCACUCAGCCCUGGCAUCUGGGAAUUCUGGAACAAAAGCCCAGGUCAUACCACCAGCAAGUGCCCUUUACAAGGAAGGCCCGUUCCUCACUGAGUAGGCACUUGACCCUAAAUCCUUCAGUCUGUCUGUGGUCUCUAUCCAAAGAGAUGGCAUCUUCAGAGAUGCAGAUACAUCCCACCCAUGCCAGAGUCCUGUGUGACUCUCGUCCAUGUCCCACACAAAGGGACACAAAAGACUGGCCUGACCAUUCACAUGGGAAAAACCAAGUGGAUGAAGAAUGCUCAUUGUCUUUAGACUAUGGCAUACAGGUGGGAUGGACAUCAAUUUACAUCUCAGACAGACACUGCAAAUGGGCGAGUCCAGAAUUGACCAGGAGCAGGAGAGGAGUGACUAGAUGUCUUUGGGAAGUUGCAUCUAUUUUUAAUGACCCCAAAUUUCUCCUGGCUCCCUCAUAUCAGAGUCCUCCUGGCAGUCAGUGGUCACACCGGGAGUCUGGAGCAGGCCAGGUGGGUCUGCCACAUGCAGGUUACAAACAUCUGUCCCAUCUAGUCCACCAGCUGCUGGGACCUGGGAGCCCUCCUCAGUUUCUACUUCAUCCUCUCCAAAAUGGGGCUAAUUCCUGUAGCUCCUCCCCUGCAGGGCUGCCUUUGCAGAAGCUUAGCUGAGACACUAAGUAAAGUGCUUUGCAGACCUUGAAACACUCAAGUUGAUUCUCAUGGAUAAAAACAGGGCUGUCCUAUGUAUGAGCUAGAAAGCCCUCAUAACAAGGAACAAUGUGUCCUGGUGACCUAAGACAGAGGGAAGGCGUGGUCAAGGCUCCCAGGGGCCCAAGCACCUCCUGGCUCAGGCCCCUGGCUCCCUCCCCACCUAAGGCUUCCCCAACCUAAUUCAAUCACUAAGGAAGCCUUUUUGUCUUCUACCCCCUACCCCCCAGGCUUAGUGAGGUUGGGGCAGGUCAUUUAUAUGCUUGUCUCUGGAUCUGUUUCCUGAUCUGUAAAAUGGGGACCCAUUGUAGUUCAAAUUCACUCUCACUAAAUGCACUUUACAAAAGCACCUACUCUGCGCAUGUGUAUGUGUGGGCACAGCCUGGAGGCGGGGCUGAAUCUGAGUUGGUAAGGCACCCCCAGCAUCUGAAUCCAGCCCCUGCUGCUGCCCCCCCCCAACCAGCGAUCUUCCACUGCAUCCAGGCAUAGGGGCUUCCUCCAGCCAAAAUAGCUAGCUAGCAUUUACAAAAAGCUCGUUAGGUUGACAAAGCGCUUCUCGUGUUUUAUUUCAUUUGAACCUCCCAACAGCGCUGGA